Messenger RNA from Phycomyces blakesleeanus NRRL 1555(-), 1203 nucleotides. RefSeq lists its product as hypothetical. Bases 1 to 1203 code for a protein of 400 amino acids. NCBI's taxonomy places the organism in Eukaryota, Fungi, Mucoromycota, Mucoromycetes, Mucorales, Phycomycetaceae. The record is from RefSeq and is a predicted model, not a curated record. The transcript is spliced from 3 exons.
AUGGCCAGUACUUCCGCAUGUUGCCUGGAACCCAGACGCACUCACUGGAGAGUUUCAGAAACUACAAUCUGGCAAGCAGUGAAGACAGAAAGGGGCUCAAUGGAAACAUUCUCUGGCCCGUUUUUUUUCACGUUAGACGAGAUGCAUGGUCUGGGCCACAGCAUCAGUAAACAGCAUCCUCUAUGUCUUUCUCUUGCCACUCAAAGGGAGAUUGGUGCUGCAAUGGUAGCCGCAAAAUGCACAAUCCCUACAUCAUUGCAUGGUGCCUGGAGAGACGUGACAAAGAAUGCCGGUUUCUUUAGAGCUGUGGAUUGGACAGACUUUUUACUCUUUGUUGUCCCCACGUUGGUUGCAGAGCGUGUCCAAGACUUGGUUGCCCGAAAUGCAUUACUUGGCCUUAUUCAAACAUGCAAUUUACUCAUGAGCUGGGAGUUAUCAGCAGAGGAUCAAACCUCAAUAAGAAGAUAUAGUAACUCCCAAGUCAGUGCCAAUGCUGGAAACAUCACGAUCAGACUGGCGCAAUCCCGGUGUGUAGUGGAACUGACAACCAUUGAAAACACAAAAACUUCACCAGCUAACCUUCUAGUUUACAGUGCAUAUACCAAUGGGUGGCCUGUUACAGAAGGAGGUGAUCCUGCCAAUGCUGAGUGUGAGAUUGAGUUCUGGGGGCCUUUGAAGAAUUUAACAAUUUUCGAUAGCUUUGAAGAUAGAUCUCAUCUUUUAUUGCUUCUUAAAACGUUUUAUGAUUUGAAGGGAGAAGAAUGUAGUAUGCUUGAGCCUUCCAUAAAGACAAGCCACAAGGCCUAUCUUAAUGGUUGUGUUAUUGACACUGCAUUCAACCAAAGUUCUACAACAGAGGCAUGUCAUAUUCAUGUGCAGCUACAAGUGGACAUGAACUCCAGAAGAUCCUGCUCUUACCGUCCAGGAUAUAAGAAUUCCUUUGGAAAGGUGGUUAUAUUCUUCCAACAUGUACACAACUCAAAGAGAUGGCCACUAGCUCUCAUAACUAUAUGUAGUGUGCAUUUGAAAAAUGGAUUGCCUAUUACAUCUGUAGUAAAGCCAAAGACUAUAGUGAUUCAUGCCAGUGACAUUGUAGAGUUGGUUGGCUUGGUGCCAUCAAAUGUCAAUGGUAGCCAUUACAUCAUUUGGCCUAGCCUUAAACGUAGUCCAAAAUUGACACUUGGUGCCUUAAGUGAUAUAUAA